Messenger RNA from Rosa chinensis, 858 nucleotides. Its product is annotated as nudix hydrolase 15, mitochondrial. Gene Ontology annotation, molecular function: coenzyme A diphosphatase activity; acetyl-CoA hydrolase activity. The coding region runs from base 5 to 799 and encodes 264 amino acids. The record is from RefSeq and is a predicted model, not a curated record. Gene Ontology annotation, biological process: coenzyme A catabolic process. The transcript has 4 exons. NCBI's taxonomy places the organism in Eukaryota, Viridiplantae, Streptophyta, Magnoliopsida, Rosales, Rosaceae.
GAACAUGAACAUUGCAAUUGGCCUAAAUAAUAACAUGGCUUAUAUAGUUCCUCCCUCUCUGUGCCAAACAGAGGAUUUGGGAAGCGAAAAUCUCCGAAGGCUUGCCAAACAGCUUCAGUUUUACAAACCACCCAAACCAAUUGACGAAGUGGAGGAAAAUAUUGAGCAUGGCAUAAAUGACGUGCCUUCUUCUGUAAAAAUGAGGGAGAGAAGAGCAGCUGUUCUGAUAUGCCUCUUUGAAGAUCCUGAGGAUGAGCUAAGAGUUAUUCUUACUAGAAGAUCAAUGAACUUGGCUUCACAUCCAGGUGAUGUAGCAUUGCCAGGUGGGAAAAUGGAGGAGGGAGAUGAAGAUGAAUCUGCAACUGCACUGAGGGAAGCCAUGGAAGAGAUUGGCCUAGAUUCUAGUCUAGUUCAAGUUGUUGCUCAACUAGAGUUCUUUUUAUCUCAGCACUUGCUCACAGUUGUCCCUGUAAUUGGACUCGUAUCCCGGAUAGAAGAUUUCAAGCCUCUACUCAACGCUGACGAAGUUGAUGCAAUAUUUGAUGUCCCAUUGGAGAUGUUUCUCAAGAAAGAAAAUCACAGAUUUGAGGACAGAGAAUGGAGGGGAUGGAAGUAUGUUGUCCAUCAUUUUGAUUUCGAAUCCGAGCAAGGGGAGUUUUUAAUAUGGGGACUAACUGCAAGCAUUCUGAUUAGAGCUGCCUCUGUUAUCUACCAACAAUCUCCAUUCUUCCAAGCACAUCUCCCUGACUUCCAAACUUUGCAAAGAGCCUUGCAUAGUGUUGACUCUAAUGUAGCAUGAUAUAUAGUACCCAACUUUCAUGAAGUGCUAAAAUUGCUUGGGUGGUUCAGACCUCUCAA